Molecule: messenger RNA, 2974 nt
Organism: Temnothorax curvispinosus
Lineage: Eukaryota; Metazoa; Arthropoda; Insecta; Hymenoptera; Formicidae
Gene: Cdk5alpha
Product: cyclin-dependent kinase 5 activator 1
Exons: 4
Coding region: 1875-2957 (360 amino acids)
Biological process (GO): positive regulation of cyclin-dependent protein serine/threonine kinase activity; activation of protein kinase activity
Cellular component (GO): cytoplasm; protein kinase 5 complex
Molecular function (GO): protein kinase binding; cyclin-dependent protein serine/threonine kinase activator activity
Source: RefSeq, a predicted model, not a curated record
UUGGUUGGCCGUAAACGUAGGUGGACGCACGGCCGACCGACGACGACGAGGACGGCGGCGACGUCGACGUCGCCGAGGACGAGCGCAGCAGACUAUCAGCGAAACUCGCCGCGCGACGAAGAGAAAUAGUUCGCCUGCCGAGAGCACGGAGUAAUCAGUCGUUCUCGCAACGUUCCCGAAUAAGCGUGCGCGUUGUGUUGUUGUUUGCAACGCUCGCGAAGUCCGUCGCGAAAGCCCAUCCAUAUACGUGAGUCCACCUCGGGGAGAUUCUACGAGUGCAGCUUCGAGUUAUCGUUCGAAGCCGCAGCGAACGGCGCGAUUAAAAUUCGGAGCGUACGAAACGAAUCGGGGUUGUUGGCGUCGACGAGGAGAACCGGUCGAUUAAUUGGUGGUACCGAUGGUCAAAGAUCAACAGUUGAAGUACCGAAUUUUAGGAGAAAUUCGUACUUUCGAGUCGCAAAUAGCGUUCAAGAAAGUGAGUUGAAAGUGUGUCGAGAGUGCUCCAGGAGUGCAACUCGAGAAAGCGUCGACAUACGACUAUCCGCGAGAGCGAGCUGACACGACACGCAAAGGACGAGAGUCAGAUUAUCGAGAAGGGUGGCUCGGUGCGUCGAUCCAGUGUUUUCGUUCACCUGGCUCAUCGUCCCUCCGGGAGGCGGAGGGCGGUAAAGCAUCGAUCGUUCGCCAUUUUGCGCGACGGCCGACAUCUUUUGCGGGUAUCGACGACAUCUUGCCGCGUGACAUCUUCAACGAUACGGAAGCUACAGAGGCUGCAGAUCCACGUUAAGCAGAAGGACCAGAUUGUUCGCAUAAUUAUUCCUCGAAUACGUCUCGUUCGCACUUUCUCCUCGCUUAUCGAUCACCAUCAACGAUCGCCAUAUUGUCUGUAACGCUCUCCCGCCGCCGGGAGGGUGCAUUAAUCACGAAACUUCAUAUAGUUUAAUAAAAGAAGAAAUUUGGCAAGGAAACAGGAGGUAAAUCAGUGUCCAACGUCGCGGGAGGAAGAAAAAGUAGUGUCCUUCAAGUCGAAGGUAGAAAUCAGCAGGCUGGGAGGUCGGUUGAGCGAGGUGGUGGGUCCCGUCGUGGAGGAGGCCAUCGAGCCAGGGGAUGCGACCCCGCUGACGGGACCCUCGAGGGAGACCUCGAUUCCUCGAGCACCCCCACCGCAGCGUGUCACUACACCGAGCCCGCCGAGACCGCCGCCCGCUACGUCCCAGCAUCACCAGAAUCCGGGUCACCCGACCCACAAUCCGGGACCCCAGUCCCAAAAUCCCGGGCAUCACAACCCGGGUCAUUCGCCCCAAAAUCCGGGUACUCCCGACCACAACCCUGGUCACAACCCCAGUCACCAGACUCAUAAUCCGGGAAAUCCCGGCCACAAUCCGGGCAAUCCCGGUCACAACCCGGGAAAUCCCGGUCACAAUCCAGGAAAUCCCGGCCACAACCCGGGCAAUCCCGGACACAACCCGGGCAAUCCGGGCCAUAACCCAGGUAAUCCCGGCCACAACCCGGGUAACCCCGGCCACAACCCGGGUAACCCCGGCCACAAUCCGGGUAACCCAGGUCACAAUCCCGGUAAUCCGGGCCAUCCGAGUCCCGUUCAAGAAGAUCAGAAUCCCGCCGGCCAGCCAACGCAAAAUCCCGGCAAUCCAACGAGUCCAGGACGAGAAGCUCAGAAUCCUCGUCCGAACGUGAGUCGUCAACCAAGUCAGAAUCCAACCAAUCCGCAGAGCGGCAGAGAGCAGGCACAACCGACGAGUCAGCAGCAACCGCAACAACCGCAACAACCGCAACAACCACAACAGCCACAGCCACAGCAGCAACAACCUCAGCCGCAACCGCAACCGCAACAUUUAGAGCGCAGCGCCAGCACCAUGGGGACCGUAUUGUCGUUCAGUCCGCGGGACCGCCGCGGGCCUGUUUACCCGCCAGCGGGACAUCAACAUCCCGCUGACUUCACGUUAAACAACUUUAAUUACGAGCAGCUAAAUAAUGCGAAGAAUCGCGAGAACAAGAGCGGCGUUGCCACGGUGGCGCCGGCGCCACCCACGAAUCAUCCCCCGACCAACAACAACUCGCUACAGAACAAUAACAUUAAUCUGAACAACAACGACAACGCGAGGAUCAUUUCAGAAAAGAACGCCCUGGAGAAGAACCUGAAGAAGCAUUCGCUGUUCAUAAAUGCCUUGUCGUGGAAGCGGUUCAGCACAACUAAUAACAACAAGAAGAAGCUUGAUAACAAGAACAAGAAUAUCGCCUUCAGACAGCCGCUCGAUAACAUACCUAUCGUUGAUAAAAAUAAGAAUAUACAGACGCCGCAGACAAAACCGCCGGCGUCGAACAACAAUCACACCACGCACAAUCCGACGUGUGAGAAAUUGAUGCAGAAACCCCUGCCUCCUGGACCAAGAAAAACUGUCAUCCAGGCCUCCACUUCGGAAUUGCUCAAGUGCCUCGGCGUCUUCCUGCACAAGAAAUGCACCCGUUUAAGGGACUUCCAGGCUGGCGACGCUGUCAUGUGGCUCAGAACUGUCGACAGAAAUCUCCUGCUUCAAGGCUGGCAGGACGUGCCCUUUAUAAACCCUGCCAACGUAGUGUUCGUGUAUAUGCUGGUGAAAGAGCUCGUCGACGGAGACGAGGCGUCCGAGAAGGAGCUUCAAGCGACGGUACUGACGUGUCUUUACCUGAGCUACAGUUACAUGGGUAACGAGAUCAGUUACCCGCUAAAGCCGUUCCUCGUCGAAGACAGCAAGGACAAGUUCUGGGACCGAUGUCUCCUGAUCGUCAACCGACUCAGCUCCGAGAUGCUGCGAAUCAACAGCGAGCCCGGAUUCUUCACAGAGAUCUUCAGCGAGCUGAAGGCCUGCGGUUCCAGCGAACGCGGAAGUCUGUCUGGCAGCGGCCUCGAACGAAGCCUCGUCGUCUCCGGAGUCGCGGUACCCACCAAGGCAGCUUGACGGAGCUACACACACCU